Myxocyprinus asiaticus (Chinese sucker) is the source of this 4747-nucleotide messenger RNA. RefSeq names its product cyclin-G-associated kinase-like. The transcript is spliced from 28 exons. Bases 206 to 4090 code for a protein of 1294 amino acids. Gene Ontology annotation, molecular function: protein serine/threonine kinase activity; AP-2 adaptor complex binding; ATP binding. Lineage: Eukaryota; Metazoa; Chordata; Actinopteri; Cypriniformes; Catostomidae. Gene Ontology annotation, biological process: regulation of clathrin-dependent endocytosis; positive regulation of Notch signaling pathway; protein phosphorylation. Gene Ontology annotation, cellular component: cytoplasm. The record is from RefSeq and is a predicted model, not a curated record.
GUCAGCACCUCGCGGAAAUACUGCCGCGAGCAGGUCGACCGGAUCAGACCCAGGAGUUGUGAUGUUUUUCCAAUCGAAUAGAGAGUGUAAUAUCAAAUAACCCAUCGUUAUCUAGUUGUACCACUCGUUGAGUUAGUGCUUUUGUCCUUAAACCGCAUCCGGUGCCGGUUCCGGUUGAUAAGUGCCACAGAAAAGGGGGGACAAAAUGUCCCUGUUCCAGUCUGCACUCGAGUUCCUGGCCGGGCCCGGCGGAUCCGCCGGUGCCAGCCGCGAUCAGAACGACUUCGUCGGGCAGGUGGUUGAGCUCGGGGAGCUGAAGCUCCGGAUCAAACGAGUCAUCGCGGAAGGUGGCUUUGCAUUUGUGUAUGAAGCCCAGGAUUUGGGCAGCAGUAAGGACUAUGCCCUCAAGAGGCUUCUUUCCAAUGAAGAGGAAAAGAACAAAGCCAUCAUUCAGGAAGUCUGCUUCAUGAAAAAGCUGUCUGGUCAUCCUAAUGUUGUGCAGUUCUGCUCCGCUGCGUCCAUCAGUAAAGAAGAGUCGGACACAGGCCAGGCUGAGUUCCUCAUUCUCACUGAACUCUGUAGAGGUCAGGUGGUUGACUUUGUGAACAAAGUGGAGCAGAAUGGGCCAAUGUCAUGUGACACGGUUCUGAAGAUUUUUUACCAGUCAUGUCGUGCCGUGCAGCACAUGCACAAACAGUCUCCACCAAUCAUACACCGGGACCUGAAGAUCGAGAAUUUGCUAAUCAGUCAUCAGGGCACCAUAAAGCUGUGCGACUUCGGCAGUGCCACAACCAUCGCACAUUAUCCAGACUACAGCUGGUCUGCUCACAAGAGAUCGAUGGUAGAAGACGAGAUUACUAGAAACACGACUCCAGCAUACAGGACGCCAGAGAUGAUAGACCUGUAUUCCAACUACCCAAUAAAUGAAAAACAAGACAUAUGGGCUCUGGGCUGCAUUUUGUACCUGCUCUGUUUUAAGCAGCACCCUUUUGAAGAGGGAGCCAAACUCCAGAUAGUCAACGGCAAAUACAACAUUCCUCAAAAUGACACCAAGUACACAGUCUUUCACCAGCUCAUCCGGUCGAUGUUGAAAAUCAACCCAGAGGAGCGGCUGUCAAUCAACGAACUGGUUAACCAACUGCAGGAGGUAGCCGCAGCCAGAAACGUCAACCCUAAAUCACCCAUUACCGAGCUGCUGGAGCAGAAUGGAGGGUUUGGAAACAACAGCGCGCAGCUUCCCUCGCAGGUCAACAACAUGCACAAUGCUGGUGUGUAUGAUGCAGAUCAGGGCAUGGGUGGAGGUCUCCUGGACAUUCUAAAAGGAGGAACCGAAAGAUUCCUCACCAACAUCAAAGACACCUCUUCCAAAGUCAUCCAGUCCGUGGCCAGUUAUGCUAAAGGAGACCUAGACCUGUCCUACAUCACCUCCAGAUUGGCAGUCAUGUCAUUCCCAGCUGAAGGUGUGGAAUCUGCAAUCAAGAAUAACAUCGAGGAUGUGCGCUUGUUCUUGGACUCUCGUCAUGCGGGUCAUUAUGCCGUCUAUAACCUUUCCAAACGUUCCUACAGGCCAGCCCGAUUUCACAACAGGGUAUCAGAGUGUGGUUGGCAGCCUAGACGAGCUCCCACUCUGAGGAACUUGUACAGUAUAUGUAAGAACAUGCACCAGUGGCUUAAACAGGACCAGAGGAACAUCUGCAUCAUACAUUGCCUAGAUGGUCGGGCCGCAUCGGCUGUGAUGGUUUGUUCGUUCCUCUGUUUCUGUCGGCUGUUCUCCACGGCCGAGGCUGCAGUUUACAUUUUCAGUAUGAAACGAUGCCCUCCCGGUAUCUCACCAUCACACAAACGGUAUAUUGAAUAUAUGUGUGAUAUGAUGGCAGAAGAGCCCAUAAUCCCACACAGCAAGCCCAUAAUCAUCCAGUCCAUCGUCAUGACGCCCGUGCCACUCUUUAAUAAGCAGCGCAACGGCUGCCGGCCAUUCUGUGAGGUUUACGUUGGUGACGAGCGCAUCACCACCACUUCGCAGGAGUACGACAGAAUGAAGGAUUUUAAGAUGGAGGACGGGCGAGCAGAGAUUCCUCUGAAUAUUAGUGUACAGGGCGACGUUCUAAUAGUAAUUUAUCACGCCCGUUCCACACUGGGUGGACGCCUCCAGGCCAAAAUGGCCUCCAUGAAGAUGUUUCAGAUUCAGUUCCAUACAGGGUUUGUUCCCAAAAAUGCCUCCACAGUAAAGUUUGCAAAGUAUGAUCUCGAUGCAUGUGACAUCCAGGAGAAGUACCCUGACCUCUUCCAGGUGCAUCUAAAUGUGGAGGUGGAGCCUCAGGAUCGCCCUAGCAACAAGACCUUGCCCUGGGAGAACUUUGCCACUAAAGGACUCAAUCCUAAAAUUCUUUUCUCCAGCCGAGAUGAACAGCAGGAGAUCCUCACAAAGUUUGGUAAACCAGAGCUUCCACGGCAGCCUGGUUCUACAGCCUGCUACGCCUCUGAUCCACCCCAGCCAGAGCACUCUCCAGAGGGACCACAGAUAGAGUCAGAGUGCCCUUCCCCUCAAAGCACCGACACUAACGCCAACAACUUCUUUCACACACUCGACUGGGAAGAUGGGAGAAGGCAGUACGAUCGCUCUGACGCCCAAUAUGAGGACCAGGAUGAUUUGAGUGACAGGUCAGAGGAGGAGUCAGUGUCUUACUCUGCCCCCGUUGACGGGACUAUAUCACGAGACACCAGUGAACCACUUUUCGAGGCGGACUUCACAACCACACCACCUGACCCCCAGCCCGACACUGAGGACCUGCUUGGCCUGAACUCUGACCCCAGCCCUCCAGCUGGGACCGCUCACACAGGUGUUUCAGCUGAGACGGGUUUGAAAAAUUCCGGCAGUAACAGCGAUUUACUGACUGACCUGUUCGCACCCCCGCCCAGCACUGCACCUUCAGCUAACACAGAAGACCUGCUUGGAGAAGAUACAGCAGAGGAUCUGUUCUUCACCAACACCACCAGUCAUUCAGCACCUGCACCGACAGCCAAUAAAGACCUCUUUGACCCGUUUGGUGUGAGCUCGGUGUCUUCAGGGUCAGAUCUGUUUGGUGACCUGCUUGGCUCGGAUAGUGGCAGUAGUGCGUUCAAAGCUCCGCCUCCUGCCUCUAACUCCUGUCUCUUCAACCUUAAUAAGUUAGCGGGUGAUGCCCCUAAAAUGACUUCAUCGUCAAGUCAGCCCGAUCUUUUAGGUGGGUGGGACAGCUGGACAACAGCAGGAAGCAGCACGACUACUAACAUGACCACUGUUGCCAGCAAAUCUACCAUGAGUGCCUCAGGAGUGUCCUCUUUCUCCAAGGCCAAAUCGCAAAAUUUUGACCCAUUUGCAGACCUAGGCAACCUGGCCUCCACACUACCUGGCAGAGAGUGCUCGUCCAGUGCUGUUUUCUCUGGCUCUGGUUUUAAAACGGCACCCUCUGCAGGUGGCCCUAAGAACUCCGGUCAGCAGUGGCAGAAAAAUCCUCGGCCCUCCUCUGGCCCCAGCAAACCCUGGAUGCCUCCAAACUCCGCUCCCAAACCACAAGCCCAGCCCUCGAAACCUGCCACCCAACCAGCCAAAGCAAAUUACAAGCCCAGCUUCAGUGUGAUCGGUGGACGGGAAGAGAGGGGUAUCAGGGGGCCCAGCUUUGGUCCAAAGCCCAAAGUAAAGGUGGAUGACUUUGAGGAUCUUCUCUCCACACAAGGCUUUAGCUCCAAACUUGAUAAGAAGACACCCAGAACCAUCGCUGAGAUGAGGAAGCUGGAGAUGUCAAGAGACAUGGACCCUCUCAAACUACAGAUCUUAGAUUGGAUUGAGGGUAAGGAGCGUAACAUCAGAGCGUUGCUCUCCACACUACACACAGUCCUGUGGGAGGGAGAGACACGCUGGAAACCUGUCAAUAUGGCUGAUCUAGUCACACCUGACCAGGUGAAGAGGGUCUACAGGAAAGCCGUGCUUGUUGUGCACCCGGACAAGGCUACAGGUCAGCCAUACGAGCAGUACGCUAAAAUGAUUUUCAUGGAGCUGAGCGAUGCCUGGUCAGAGUUUGAGAACCAAGGAUCCAAAGCCCUUUUCUGAGCAUGCUCAGUGAGGGUCUGCCGGGUACAAUGCACCCCCUAAACGCAGGCUGAGGCCCAGUGCUCUCCCUCCACACAAACAGAUACACUGCCACUGAGAGUACACAGUGGAUUGGAGAGAGAGAAUCUAAAGUGUGACAGAUGUUUCCGUCUGAAAACAAAGCAAGAAGACAGAAAGGAAACGAAACUCUUUCUGUUUGAGGAACGGACAAAUAUCUUUUUGACACACUAUGUCACACUCUCCCAAGGAGUGAAACCUGUAGCACUGGAUUUCUCUGCCUUUAAAAUGAGACCAUGCUAUCAUCCUUUUGGCAUUUGAAGACGAAUAAAAACCACACACACCUGAAACUGCAGUCUGCACUUCAAAUGAGCUUCAAACAGAUGAUUUCUGGAAAGAUAGGAACAUGAGAGAAAUUAUAAUUGCUGAUUUAUUUUAUGCCGUGCUAUGCGUCCAACUGUGUCAUUUAUUUGUUUUCUUUCUCUUGAGUCUUAUGUGAUUUGUCAAUUAUUGAUGUAAAUAUUUGAUCUCUCUCUCUCUCUCUCUGUCUGUCUGUCUGUCUGUCUGUCUGUCUGUCUGUCUGUCUGUCUGUCUGUCUGUCUGUGUGUGUGUGUGUGUGUGUGUGUGUGUGUGUGUGUGUGUGUGUGUGGAUAUAGUGUU